AUGAGCGAGGAAUUGGUGCCAAUGGUUAGUUUGUUUUUUAUUCGAAUUUCUUGUCAAAUUUUAAGAUUUUCAGACAAUUGGUUGGUUCGACAUGCCCCUUGAGAUGCGAGAAAUGGUCAUGGAGCAAAUGGAAGUUAAGACAAAAGGAAAAUUUUUACGAUGCUCGAAGGAUUGUGUUGUUGAAGUUAAAAGAAUGAAGAAUUUUAUCCGCGAAAUUCGACUUAUUUUAUAUUCAACAGGUGGCAGAAUGGAAGUGAUUUUUAUCGAUGGUUCUGAAUUGUUUAUUAUCAUUGAAAAAUUUAACGAUAAGAUAAUACUAAAAUGUGGCAGGUAAUGAAGACAAAGCUCUAUAAAAUUUUUAUAGUAUCAAAUAUUUUUAGUUCAAAACUUGAGAUUCUCUCAAAAACAAUUGCUGCUAAGCGCAUCAGAAGUUGGACUGAUAAUACGAUUAAUCUCGAAAAUUUGCAAGUUAAAUUGGUGCGUCUAUUUUUCAUUUUUUGAAAAAUUCUAUAAUUUUUGAAAGUUCAAUUCAGAUCGACUUCCCAUUUGAUGGUUUCGACAUUGCUCAUCUCAAAAAGUUGAAAAAUAUCAAGAUAAUUAGUGAAAAAAGCUUUGAUAUGUUUUUUAAGACCGGAUUUAUGGAGAAAGAUCAGGUAGACAAGUUUUUGGAUUUGAAUUUCAAAACAAAAUUCGGUUUUUCAGUUUUGGUCGAUCGAAAAUAUCACUAUGGAGAAUGUCAAAUUGACAAUUGAGGAUUUAUGUGAUUUGAAAUCGUCUUCUAUCGAUCUGAAAAAUACAAAUGUGUCAGGAGAAAUGUUGAAUCAAUUUAUUAAAACAUGGAAACGCGGAAAUAUUGACAAGAAUUUCACCAAAAUGAAAAUCGGAAUGAAUGAGAAUAACAACAAGACAGAAUUGUCGAGUAUUAUUCUCAAAGAUGUUAAUGCAAUUGGUCAACACGAGAAACAUUAUUGCAUUUGGGCAAGAUUGAUGAACUCGAACAACGAAUGGGCCGAAAUUCAUAUUUCUUCUAACUCAUUCAUCAUGAUUUGCAAAACUUCCGCAGAAAAGUUUGAUUAUAAAGCAUUCGACAUUUUUGAUGAAAUGGAUAUAAUGGGCAUUUUCACCAUAGUUUCCAACUUCGAAUUAGAAAGAGAUCUCUAA
This is a messenger RNA of Caenorhabditis angaria, 1161 nucleotides long. The record is from the annotation of a GenBank genome assembly. NCBI's taxonomy places the organism in Eukaryota, Metazoa, Nematoda, Chromadorea, Rhabditida, Rhabditidae.